AUGCAAGAAAUCAACAACCUGGUGAGUGGUACCCAGCGUCCCGACCCCGCCCAUUCUAACCCCUCUCUACCUAUGAACUUGCAGAAAAGUCUACAACACAUGGAGCCCCAAAUGAAAUAUUCCCGGGACAUAAUUGCGCAGAAAAACAAUGCGGUCCUUGAGACGGUGAAGGAAAUGAUAAGUUUCUCGAAAUUGAUGAGUAGUUAUCAUUCUAGAUAUUCGUUCAAGAAGUGA
Molecule: messenger RNA, 234 nt
Organism: Phytomonas sp. Hart1
Lineage: Eukaryota; Euglenozoa; Kinetoplastea; Trypanosomatida; Trypanosomatidae
Source: the annotation of a GenBank genome assembly